This is a messenger RNA of Photinus pyralis (common eastern firefly), 1622 nucleotides long. Its product is annotated as spermine oxidase-like. The record is from RefSeq and is a predicted model, not a curated record. Gene Ontology annotation, molecular function: polyamine oxidase activity. The transcript has 5 exons. Lineage: Eukaryota; Metazoa; Arthropoda; Insecta; Coleoptera; Lampyridae. Bases 104 to 1558 code for a protein of 484 amino acids.
AAGCUACAGCUGUGAGUUUGCAUUUUUACUGUUACGUCGGUGGAUUGAAUAACGGGCACAACGCCUAUCAUCCAUUUUGCAGUGUCCUACCCAAAGACACAACAUGAGGUCGAUUUUAGCGGUACUAAUUGCUCUCACCUUAUCCGUUGAGUGCCGUAAAGAACCCAGAAUUGUAAUUAUUGGUGCUGGGGCCGCCGGAAUUGCCGCGGCAAGUACUCUGAGCCGCAAUGGAUUUACGAACGUCACAAUUUUGGAAGCCGACGGUCGCGUCGGAGGUCGUAUCUACAGCCUGCGUUUUGGAAAGUCGCUGAUCGACCUGGGGGCGCAGUGGUGCCACGGCGAGAAAAAUAACGUCGUGUACGAAAUGGUGCGCGAUCUGCAGGUGCUCAAGGUCGACGAUACGUCACCGGAACUGUACCACUCGACCUUAAAACGCGUCGACUCAAAAUUCAACGCCCGACUUAACCGCUUGUUUGAAGAUGUCUACUUCGCCGAUAACUAUGGGGCGGAGGGCUCCCUGGGGGAGGUUUUGACUGAAAGGUACGAAGCCGAGAUACGCAAAAUCUGGAAGAACAAGGAUGAACUGACUUUGGCAGAGGAGUGCCUGGACCUGUUCGAGCGGUACGUAGAGUCUGAGCUUGGUUCGUUCUCAUGGUCGACGGUAGCCACCAGCGUAGACUUUGAGCCUUGCGAAGGGAGCCAGGUGCUUGGUUGGAAUGGCUUGGGUUUCAAGACGAUUUUGGGCGUUUUAAUGCGACAGGCUUCCGGGCCGAUUGAGCGCAAUAUCGCCUUAAAUAAAUCGGUUAGUGGAAUUUCACUGGAAUCGGGCAAGGUCCGCGUGAGCUGCUCAGAUCUGAGUAGCUACACCGCCGACCACGUCAUUUGGACCCCCUCCCUCGGUGUGCUCAAGCAUCUGCACGCGAAUGUUUUCAAACCAAACCUCCCCAAGGAGAAGGUUCGAGCCAUUGACACUUUGGGAAUUGACGGUAUUAUGAAAGUAUUCCUCCAUUUCCCCGCUAGAUGGUGGGAUGACAACUUUGAGGGCGUUGCAUUCGUAUGGAGACAAGCCGACUUGAAGAAUUCGAGCCUGGAAUAUCCGGAGGGGCCCAAAAUUGGUAACAGAUCGUGGAUCACCACAAUUUACUGUACAAUCCCACUCCAAGAAAACCCCAACGUGCUUUUGGUCUGGUUCAUCGGCCCGCUGGUACCGGAAAUCGAGCAGCUAUCCGACGAGACCAUCGCAAACGGCGCGAUGCACGUCAUGCGAAAAUUUCUAUCGAAGGAUUACCCGAGCAUCUCACACCCAGACCAGAUUACUAGGAAAAAUUGGUACUCGGAUCCCAAUUUUCGCGGUACUUACUCGUUCGAAACCGUCCACUCCCGAAAGCUAGGCCGAUCUCAGGCGGCGGUAUUGGCCGAACCAAUCAGAGCGGCGGAUGGAAAACCGGUUAUUAUGUUCGCUGGAGAGGCUACCAGCACGAAUCAUUACUCAACAGUGCAUGGAGCUAUUGAGACGGGAUUUAGGGAAGCGAACCGCAUUAUUGAGUUAUAUAAGUAAUGUUGUUUAUUAUAAGGUGGCGGGUGGGCAUCUCGGAUAAUCUAAUAAAAGUCUUGGUAGUGAA